Molecule: messenger RNA, 2188 nt
Organism: Anguilla anguilla (European eel)
Lineage: Eukaryota; Metazoa; Chordata; Actinopteri; Anguilliformes; Anguillidae
Gene: pus10
Product: pseudouridine synthase 10
Exons: 18
Coding region: 147-1745 (532 amino acids)
Biological process (GO): tRNA pseudouridine synthesis
Molecular function (GO): RNA binding; pseudouridine synthase activity
Source: RefSeq, a predicted model, not a curated record
GACGCAAACAACGUCAGACGCAUUGCGUUCAUUCUCUGACAGCCGCGACAUAGCUGGCUAGGAGAUGUUAGCUAUGUAUAAAUUGUCUUCUACCUUAAGGUAACGUUAGCAUCAGUGUUUGGCUAACCAAGUAGAUAGCACGAACCAUGCUGCCGCUGAAGACGAAGGACCGGCCCAUAGUGCGCGCGCUGUUGGCCGCAGGCUGCUGCGCGCGCUGUGUACUGCGGUUUUGCUGCAUCGGGCUGCAGUCGGCGUAUCGUCAGACCUACGAGGACCUGGCAAGUGAACUUCACGCCUUUGUAAGUGAUGAGGAGGGUGAUAAACCCAGCGACGGGGCAAAACAGGAGCGCCCAGAGGACCCGCCAUGCAAAAAAGCACGACUUGAAACGGAGCAGGGCGAUGCAGAGGACGGGGACGGAGCAGGGGGCACCCAACCCCAGCCAGAGACGGAUGUGGACACGGCUGUGUCCAGUACAGUGUGCGUGGUGUGUCUGGGUGUGCUGCAGCACUACUGUGACAAAACCUUCGCCAAAAAGGUAUCGGAGGUGGUGACUGCGGAAGAUUAUCAGUUUGACAGUUUGGUUCUGUCCGUCUCACUUCCCGCCCAGCUGUCCGUCAGAGAGCACUCCACCUGGCUGCUCGUCAAGAAGCAAGUGAGGGAGAAGGGGGUGUGCCUGGGCAAGGAUGAUGUCAUCCAGGUGAAGGAAGCCUUCAAGUGGAUCAUGAAUGACCUGGUCUCUCGGGAGCUGGGCGUACCUGUGCUGGCCAAGAGUCUCUUUGAGGUGAGCGUGGGGUUCACGCACCCAGAAACGGAUGGAGACUGCCACUUCCUGGCUACCACAUGUUCUGACUGCUUUAAACCAGCCAAAAACAAACUGUCUGUCUUCACUAGAAUGGCUGUGGUGAAGGCCCUGGAGAAGAUAUCAGAGGAGAACUUCCGCAGGCGGUUCCCCUGUCCCCCCAGCCGUCCCUCUACGGGGUGCGCGGCCCAGGACGUUCAGUGCCUCCACGUGUCUGUGUUUGUGGCUGGAAGGUACAACAAGUUCUCGCGCACUCUGCCGCAGACGCCCUGGGUGAUUGACGGGGAGCGGAGGAUGGAGUCAUCGGUGGAGGAGCUGAUCACCGCCCCUCUUCUGUCUUCCUUCCGAUCCGAGGGCUUCAACUUCUGCUCUUCUGGGAGAGAGGACGUGGACGUCCGCACCCUGGGGAACGGUCGCCCCUUCGCCGUGGAGCUGCUGAACCCCCACAGAGCCCAGUUCAGCCGGGCCGAGAUGCACCAGCUCCAGGAGGCCAUCAACAGUUCCUCAGAGCUGAUCAGAGUGAGGGACCUGCAGAUAGUCACCAGGGAUGCCGUGGCACACAUGAAGGAGGGGGAGGAGGACAAGACCAAAUCCUACGGAGCCCUCAUCUGGACCCAGAGGCCUAUUGAGAAAGACGACAUUGAGUUCAUCAACAACAUCAAGGAGCUGAGGAUCGCCCAGAAGACCCCGCUCAGGGUGCUGCACCGGCGGCCGCUGGCGGUGCGACAGCGCCUCAUCCACACCAUGGCUGCCAGCUUCCUGGACGCGCAUCACUUCCACCUGAACCUGCGCACGCAAGCUGGGACCUACAUCAAGGAGUUUGUUCAUGGGGACUUUGGGCGAACGAAACCCAACCUGUGUGAGCUGAUGAAUGCUGACACGGACAUCCUGGAGCUGGAUGUGGAGUCGGUGGACGUGGAUUGGCCUCCGGCUGUUGAAGACUGAAGACCAUAGAUAGAUAGAUGACUGUCACCAUAGAUGACUACCGUAGAUGACUACCAUAGAUAUCCCACUCCUGCCUUAGUUCAGUCCUCCCUGCAGGAGGUCUCUGGUCAGUUACAGGAAUUUCUGGUGCUACAGAACAGAACAUCCAUUACCAUGGUAUUGCACAUAGUCAUGCUCCUUAGCUAAACUGCCAUGAGAUCAGAAUGUUUCUUCCUUAACGGUACAGAGCUUUCAGUGUUGAUGAUAUGGAGCUGAGCAUCUGGUGGUCAUAUAGAAUCUGUGGCCGUAUCUCAGACCGAUGUGUCUGUUUCACAAAAUGGCCGUCGCAGGUGUGCACGACCCUCCUGCAUUUGCAGUUAUUUACCUGAGUAGAUAUCAUCUGUAAAAUACAUGCAGAAACUUUUGUUUAUUUAUGUUUGAUUAAAUAACAUCAAAACCCAACA